This is a messenger RNA of Mixia osmundae IAM 14324, 1964 nucleotides long. RefSeq lists its product as uncharacterized. The transcript is spliced from 3 exons. The record is from RefSeq and is a predicted model, not a curated record. Bases 103 to 1836 code for a protein of 577 amino acids. Gene Ontology annotation, biological process: transmembrane transport. Lineage: Eukaryota; Fungi; Basidiomycota; Mixiomycetes; Mixiales; Mixiaceae. Gene Ontology annotation, molecular function: transmembrane transporter activity.
UCCAAAUUCUGCUCGGAACAGUGUCAGCCUGACUUUGUCUGACCAGUCGAUCGCAUGGAUGAUCGCACUGGCACAUCUUCAGACAGUGAUCGGUAGGCAGAGAUGACAGCGCAAUCGACGACAGCUUCACGGCCGCAGAGCGUGGCAUCGACCAAUCGCACGGAGAGCCUCGAGCAGAGUCCGGCACUCACGCUCAAGGACUCGAGCAGGACAGACGGACGCAUCCUCGUCGAGUUUGAACACGGCGAUCCAGAAUGUCCCUUUCACUUCCCUACACGGCGCAAGUGGACCAUAUGCGCCAUCAUCCUGCUGCAGAUGUGGAGCGUCACCAAUCUGUCAGCGAUCUAUGCAGCUGCCGUGCCAGGCAUAGCUCGAGAUCUGUCUGUGUCGCCAUUGGUAGCCAGACUGGGCCAGAUGAGCUACUUGUUCGGCUUCGCUAUCGGUCCCGUCGUCCUCACCCCCAUCGUCGAGGAUUACGGCAAGAAGCGCAUCUUCACCGUCUGCAUCCUCUUGUCGUACGCCAUGCUCAUACCUUGCGCACUCGCACAGAACAUCGGCACAAUGACGUCCGUACGCUUCAUCGCCGGCUUCUUCGCGAGCCCCAUCUUCAACGCGCUUGGCAAUCUGCCAGACAUGUUCUCUGCAUCUGAAUCGCCCGACGACUUCCAUCAGCUCGGCUGGCUGCUCAAUUUCUGGGCUCUCACUGCCGAGAUCAUCGUGCUCGCGCCGCUCAUGGGGGCCUAUAUCGCCGCCAACCCACGCUUGGGCUGGCGAUGGAUAUUCUGGCUGUCACUGAUCAUAGGCGCAGUCCUCCUGGUACCGUUCAUCCUCUUCGUACCCGAGACGCGUUCGGGCGUCUUGCUCCAUCGACGAGCAGCGCGUCUCAACAAGCAGUGGGCAAAGCAGCGCAACCUCCGAGGCGACAAGAGCGCGGCAUCAGAAACGACAGAGCAGGAGGAGCCAGUAGACACGCGGCUUGGGCCCACGCUCAUUCGAAAGAUUAGCAAGACGCUGCCUAUCGAUCAUCCCACGAGCGGUCCUUAUUACGCAGAGCAAGAUGAGCGGCCGCGCGACUUGCAGUCAGUCCUCGUCGAGACCUUAUACCGGCCCACACGAAUGCUCUUCACUGAGCCUAUCGUGUUCUAUCUUGCCAUCUGGGAUGGCCUCAAUUAUGCUAUCAUCUAUCUCAAUUUCGACUCGAUCGUCGUCGUCUUUGCAGUCUAUGGCUUCAACGAGACGAACGUCAACGUCUUACUCGUGGCCGUCUUUAUCGGCAUGCUCAUAGGGCUGUCUUGCUAUCCUCUGCAGCUCUAUGCCUAUAACCGGUCUGCUCGGAAUCAUGGUGGUCGCGCGCCCGUCGAAGCCAAGCUCUACUGGUCCAUACCCGCAGGCGUCAUCUUCCCCAUCGCUCUCUGGAUCUACGCUUGGACAUCUUUCGAAUCGAUUCCCUGGAUCGUGUCCACGAUCGGUCUGGCACUCUUUGGCAUAUCGAGUCAUAUCCUCUUCAUCGCCAUUAGCGACUACACAACAGACUCGUACGGCUACUAUGCAGCAAGCGCCAUCUCCGCCCAGUCACUCCUACGAGAGUCACUGGUGGCCAUCAUGUCGCUCGUAGGCGGCGCAUUCUACGACAAUGUCAACACACACUGGGCAACGUCCAUCCUCGCCUUCUUCGCCACUUUCAUGGCACUCAUCCCCGUCGUCUUCACUUAUUAUGGACCGACAAUACGCAAACGCAGUCCAUUUGCACGCGAGAUUGCAGAGCAAGAGGUCCUGUCUUUCGCAGCACUAGAAGCAAGACGGAAUACGAAAGCCGCCUCAGCAGACGCAGCAUAGAAGGCAGCAAGACGGCAUUGACAGACUGUAUCGCUAUCGAUAAGCAAGCUAGCACUAGCCAUAGAAUGUUUGUAUGACUACUGACACAUGUACGAACGAAUCACGAAUGCAUCAAGCGUGCGCCUCUC